AUGAGAUUGAUGGAUAAGGAAGGAAGAGGUAUCGAGUUAGACAAUGUUCAUGUCUUUUGGAGAACUCUUCAUAUGGAAGGUACUUCUUAUUCUUCUGAUGAUCACCAAACACAAUUCCAAUAUGAUGAUGAGAUUUUAUGGUAUUACUUUGAUUUGAUGCUGAAACAAUCAUCAGAAGUGAAAAAAAUGUAUAUAUCUCAACUAAAAAAGAUGAUACACCCAGAAUCAGUUACAUUGGAAGAGCCUAUUAGUGAUCGAAAAAGCAAAGGUCGCCCGACAUCUAGGAGUUCCACAAAAAGAGAUCCUUCGUACUUCGAGCAUGUUGACAAAAAGUUUAAAUCAAGUAAUAAGAGUAAAACUUCGAUGAGAGAAGAAUACAUACCUUCAGAAAUUCCACAUUUUAUCGUUCCUUAUAUUCAUGAAUACGUGAAUGUUCUUGGGGAUGGUAAUUGUGGGUAUAGAUCAGUGGCUCAUCAAAUUUAUGGGUCAGAGGACCAGUGGAGAAGGGUGCGUAUGGAUUUAUAUGAUUUCAUAGAGAGACGUAUAGACUUUUGGGCAAAAGUAUGGCAUAAAAGUAUAGAAGAAGCAUGGAUUACGCUACGCAAGGUUAAUUACUGUGAAAGUCCUUGUCCAGUGGAAUAUUGGAUGUCUAUGGAUGAAAUGGGUCCAGUAAUUGCGACUAUGUAUAAUGUGAUAUUAGUUGGUUUACACCCGAUAGAACUAAAAUUUGGUAAUUUGACAUAUUUGCCGUUAUAUGUUCCAGAAGGCAUUGUUCGUCCAGAAAAAUUAAUCUGCAUUGCCUUUCUAAGAAAAUCUAAUCACUUUGUUUCGAUUUCUUUGAUGGAUAAUUGCCCUAUUCCAGUGGUUUAUGGAUUUUGGACCAGAUUUCGUGAAGAUUCUGUACAGGGAUGGGACACUCCUUUGAUGUCUAGGAUUGAGAACUGGAAAUUGAUAUGUGGCUAG
Messenger RNA from Daucus carota subsp. sativus, 963 nucleotides. RefSeq lists its product as uncharacterized. The coding region runs from base 1 to 963 and encodes 320 amino acids. NCBI's taxonomy places the organism in Eukaryota, Viridiplantae, Streptophyta, Magnoliopsida, Apiales, Apiaceae. The record is from RefSeq and is a predicted model, not a curated record. The transcript is spliced from 2 exons.